AUGGUCGAAAUGCAUAGCAUGGUGAAGAAGCUCAGUAUAUUGGAUCGGCUUCUCACUCCUGCUAUCCUCGUCUGCAUGAUUGUCGGCGUGCUCAUCGGGAACUUUGUCCCUGGCGUUCAAGAGGCGUUCGACACAGCACGCUUCCAGUCCGUCUCCGCCCCGAUCGCGGCGGGGCUGCUCGUCAUGAUGUGGCCCAUCCUCACCAAAGUGCGGUACGAGUCCCUGCCCGCGCUGCUCCCGACGCGCACGACGGCGGUGCACAUCGCGCUCUCGCUCGCGCUCAACUGGCUCGUCGCGCCCUUCGUGAUGCUCGCGCUCGCGUGGGCGGCGCUGCCCGACCUCCCGUCGUACCGCACGGGCGUGAUCAUGGUCGGCCUCGCGCGGUGCAUCGCGAUGGUCGUCGUGUGGAACGCGCUCGCGCGGGGCGACGGCGAGUACUGCGCGAUCCUCGUCGUCGUGAACAGCGCGCUGCAGGUGGUGCUCUACGCGCCGCUCGCGCUCCUGUUCGUGAACGUGCUGGGCGGGGGCGGGGGCGUCGAGCAGACGCUGCACGUGUCCUACGGGGACGUCGCGAUCUCGGUCCUCAUCUAUCUCGGCAUCCCGCUCCUCGCAGGGAUCGUGACGCGCUUCGUGGUGCUCAAGACGACGUCGCGCGCGUUCCUCGAGACGCGCUUCCUGCCGUGGUUCUCGCCGCUCGCGUUCGUCGGGCUGCUGUACACGAUCGUCGUCAUGUUCGCGUACCAGGGCCACCACAUCGUGCACAACCUCGGGCCCGUCUUCCGUGUCUUCGUCCCCCUCGUCCUCUACUUCGCCCUCAUGUGGUCCGCCGCGUUCGCGCUCGUCUGGUGGUGUGGGCGUCGUGCGCGGCGGCGGCAGGCCGGCGGGGCUGCGGGCCCGGCUGGCGCGGGUGUCGACUGGUCAUACGAGAUGGCGGUCGUCCAGAGCUUCACGGCCGCGAGCAACAAUUUCGUGAGAACUGGCCAUCGCGGUAACGAUGCAGUGUACGGCGUUGGCUCGGACCAAGCAUUGGCCGCUACGAUCGGACCGCUCGUCGAGGUGCCCGUGCUGCUCGCGCUCACGUGGGUGGCGUUGUUCUUGCGGCGGAAGCUGAAGUGGUCGGAGAAAGAGCAGGGAAGCGCUGCCUAG
Molecule: messenger RNA, 1146 nt
Organism: Epithele typhae
Lineage: Eukaryota; Fungi; Basidiomycota; Agaricomycetes; Polyporales; Epitheliaceae
Product: arsenical-resistance protein ACR3
Exons: 4
Coding region: 1-1146 (381 amino acids)
Biological process (GO): antimonite transmembrane transport; arsenite transport
Cellular component (GO): plasma membrane
Molecular function (GO): antiporter activity; antimonite transmembrane transporter activity; arsenite transmembrane transporter activity
Source: RefSeq, a predicted model, not a curated record